Molecule: messenger RNA, 1701 nt
Organism: Schistocerca gregaria
Lineage: Eukaryota; Metazoa; Arthropoda; Insecta; Orthoptera; Acrididae
Product: piggyBac transposable element-derived protein 2-like
Exons: 10
Coding region: 1-1701 (566 amino acids)
Molecular function (GO): sequence-specific DNA binding
Source: RefSeq, a predicted model, not a curated record
AUGGGGGCAGGUGAAACAUCAGGAGUUUAUUCUACAUCUAAAGUUGAACCAGCAGUGACUUCAAACUUGCAGAAACCCGUAAGGGGGAUGGGUAGGGGAGAGAGAGCGGCAAUCUUUAACCAGCCAGGACCUCUUGAAAGCAGAAGUGACGACCUUUAUCUUGCCAGACUGGAAGCAUCAGUGACAAGCCUUAACCACAUUAUUAUUAUAAAUAAACUACCAGAAACACUUAAAAUAAUUGAUAUUUGUGCUAUCUUUGAUGAUCAAGAUGAAGCAGCAUACACUGUAGGUCUUCUGGUAGUUACUGGACGACAAUCAGAUGUGGUUUUGUUGUCUGGGCGUGUUUGUUAUUUUUUCAAGAUUUUUUCAAGACUAGAGAACCAUCAAGAGAGUGACGAUGAAAAUGAUGACGUAGAAUUUGGGAUUAUUCCACCCAAUGCAGAUGUAAUAACAGAUGAAGAAGACAUUGACGAAAAUAUACUGAACAAUGAGUCUGUUGUACAAUAUGUAGCUGGUACUUUAGAGCUCACAACCAGCCAAGAUGAAGCUAAUGCUACAAUUGUUCCUCCAGAAGCCAAAAGGAGGAAAGCAUUGGGAGAAGGAGUAGAAAGUGGGAAGAGCAAUGAACAUUAUGUUGCGGAAUGUCUAGCAAAGAAGACAGUGCCCCAGGUGUUUGAGGAUUUUUGUUCUGAAAAACUAAUGGAUACUGUUAUUGAACGAAGCGAAAUCUAUGCUUGCCAACAUAACAAAUUAAAUUUUCUGCUAACAAAAGAAGAAGGAAAACCAUUUAUUGGUAUACAACUUCUGAAUGGUUGUCAUAAGCUUCCCCAUGAGAUGAUGUACUGGGAACAGGUUCCUGAUGUCGGUGUUCCUUUAGUCUUUAACUCCAUGUCAAAAAAUAGGUUUCAGGAAAUAAAGAGAUUCAUUCAUCUCAAUGACAACUCCAAAAUAGACAGAAACGACAAGUUGUACAAUUUGAGGUUGUACUUUGAAAUGCUGAAACAGGAAUUUGGUAAAUUUGGUGUAUUUCAUUCAGAACUCUCAAUUGAUGAAAUGAUGGAGUCUUUAGAUGGAAGGGUAAUAAAUGAACUAACCAGCAUUAUUCCAGAAUUAGAGUAUCCGAAUUAUAAGCUCUUAUUUUACAACUUUUUCACCAGUGUUUACACACUCAUCACACUUCGAAAGAGUAAAAUGAAAGCUACAGUAGGAGAGAUCCGAACUAAUGCAUGUCCUUUGAUUGACUCGAAAAGAACGGCAAAAGGAAAGGAACGAGGUUUCUAUGACUACAUGUUUGACAAAGAGAACGAAAUUCUGGUUGUGAAAUGGAGUGACAACAAAGCAGCAAAGAAAAAGGAAAUAUCUGUUACAACGCCACAUCUCGUUGAAGAAUACAAUGCCCAUAUGGGUAGCAUAGAUCUACUGGACAAGCAGAUAUCACUUUACAGGACGAGGAUAAGGUCAAAGAAAUGGUGGUGGCCAUUAUUCACACAGAUGAUAGAUAUCUCUGUGACGGAGAAUAGUGAUGUUUUACCUAUCAAAGGAAACAGAAUCAGUACCAAAACGCAGAGGACCACAAGGAAGGAAAUUGAUGGGAGGAUGGGUGAUCACAGAUGUAUGACUAGAUCCAGGAAAUCAUUUCAUUGCGCCAAGUGCAAUGUUGGUGUACACGACAAGUGUUUUGCUUCAUUUCAUACUGAAUAG